CCCGGAGCAGAAUCUCUGUGCUCCCGGAAGUGAGCGGCCAGCGGCCCAGGGGCGGCACGCCCGGCCCGGGCAGUGCUCGCUCCUUUCUGGAUUCUGUUCUGCGCCCAGGCGUGGGCGUCGCCAUGACCAGCGAGCUGGACAUCUUCGUGGGAAACACGACCCUUAUCGACGAGGACGUGUAUCGCCUGUGGCUGGAUGGUUACUCGGUUAGCGACGCGGUGGCCCUGAGGGUGCGCUCAGGAAUCCUGGAGCAGACCGGCGCCACUGCAGCAGUGCUUCAGAGUGACACCAUGGACCACUACCGCACCUUCCAUAUGCUCGAGCGCCUGCUGCACGCGCCACCCAAGCUGCUGCACCAGCUUAUCUUCCAGAUCCCGCCCUCCCGGCAGGCACUGCUCAUCGAGAGGUACUACGCGUUUGAUGAAGCCUUUGUUCGAGAAGUCCUGGGCAAGAAGCUGUCCAAGGGCACCAAGAAGGACCUGGACGACAUCAGCACUAAAACAAGCAUCACCCUCAAGAGCUGCCGGAGACAGUUUGACAACUUUAAGCGGGUCUUCAAGGUAGUGGAGGAGAUGCGGGGCUCACUCGUGGACAACAUCCAGCAACACUUCCUCCUCUCUGACAGGUUGGCCAGGGACUAUGCAGCCAUCGUCUUCUUUGCCAACAACCGUUUUGAGACAGGGAAGAAAAAGCUGCAGUAUCUGAGCUUUGGUGACUUUGCCUUCUGUGCUGAGCUCAUGAUCCAGAACUGGACCCUUGGAGCUGUGGACUCCCAGGUGGAUGACAUGGACAUGGAUUUAGACAAGGAGUUUCUCCAGGACCUGAAGGAGCUCAAAGUACUAGUAGCUGACAAGGACCUUCUGGACCUGCACAAGAGCCUAGUGUGCACCGCCCUCCGGGGGAAACUUGGCGUCUUCUCUGAGAUGGAAGCCAACUUCAAGAACCUGUCCCGGGGACUGGUGAAUGUAGCUGCCAAGCUGACUCACAACAAGGAUGUCAGAGACCUGUUUGUGGACCUCGUAGAGAAGUUUGUGGAACCCUGUCGCUCCGACCACUGGCCACUAAGUGAUGUGCGGCUCUUCCUGAACCAGUACUCAGCAUCUGUCCACUCUCUGGAUGGGUUCCGGCACCAGGCCCUCUGGGACCGCUACAUGGGCACCCUCCGUGGCUGCCUCCUGCGCCUCUAUCAUGACUGAGGCCCCUCACCUGCCACCCUGCCCGCACUGACAAUAAAGUUGCCAUGAAUUUGGA
This is a messenger RNA of Tupaia belangeri chinensis (Chinese tree shrew), 1251 nucleotides long. It is a transcript of the gene FIBP, whose product is annotated as FGF1 intracellular binding protein. Gene Ontology annotation, biological process: platelet aggregation. The transcript is spliced from 10 exons. NCBI's taxonomy places the organism in Eukaryota, Metazoa, Chordata, Mammalia, Scandentia, Tupaiidae. Gene Ontology annotation, molecular function: fibroblast growth factor binding. Bases 123 to 1196 code for a protein of 357 amino acids. The record is from RefSeq and is a predicted model, not a curated record. Gene Ontology annotation, cellular component: nucleus.